AUGCCCGUCUCCCACCUCACCCUGACGGUUGCUCACCUGCCUACCUCCACAUCUUUCUUCCUUUCCUGCCUACAACCUCUGGGGUACCAAUUCAUUGGACGUCACGAUGACUACAUUGGUUUCGGUCAAAAGACCGGCGAGCCUGCAGAUUUCUGGAUCACGGAACAAAAACCUGGCGUACCUGCAGGUGCCGCUCAUGUCGCCUUUCCUGCAGCAUCCAAGGAUGCUGUGAGCACCUUCUUUAUCAAUGCCCUCAAGGCAGGAGGCAAGAUCCAUGGCGAGCCCAAGCAACGUGACUCCGACUCUGGUUACUACAGCGCCGCCGUCAUCGACUUUGAUGGCAACAGCAUUGAGGCAGUAUACCGGCCUAGCAUCUCAUCAGCCCGCUCAGAGGUCCGGUCCGUGGCCAAGUCGGAAGCCAGAUCUGAAGCCAGGUCUGAGCUCACUAGGCCAGCCCUGGCUUUGCUCGAGAACGGCUCGGUUGUAUCGAAGGCGACCAGCAAAGCCAGCUCCGUCCGUCCCGAGAGUGUUGCGCCUCCCAAGUCUGAAGCUCGCUCGUAUGUUUCCAGGUCCUCGACGGCCGUGGACAGAGCGCCUCCCCCGUACGAGCGCGCGCCGUCCACCAUCAGCGUUAGCCGUGAAUCCCAGCAGCCUCGCGAGAUGCAGCCAGCCCCGUCGCCCACGUAUAUUGUGCACCACACAACUCACACCACCACUCAGCAGAAGACUGACGAUGGUAAGACGGCCAAGACCAUUGUCGGUACCCUGAUUGGCGCAGCGGCUGGCGCUGCACUCGCAUAUGCCAUGACCAAGUCCGACUCCUCCGAACAACAUUCUGAGGGCAGUACCCCUCCCCCGCAGUAUUCGCCGCGGGACAUUGUCCAGAUGCUCUCUCCGUCCCAAGCACCCUCUCAAGCCCAGGAAGAAUACCCUGGCUACAAGGCUAUCGAGGCUCCUCCCCCGCGGAGCGUUUAUUCUUCUCGGUCGGAUGCCCGCCCGGGCCUCACCCGCAGUGUUACCUCGAAGAACCCUCGCGCAGACACCAUCUACGAGGGCACGGAGUUUGUUCCACGCGGUGGCAGCGUCUACCUCGAUGAGAAUGGCCGUCGGGCCUCCGAGGGCAGCGUGUACACCACCAAGGAUAUCCCCCUGCGGGCGAUCGAGUAUGCCCCGCCGGCCGAUUCCCGUGGCUACCAGAGCACCCUGGUCAGCAGCUUCCGUGAGGAUAAGUCGCGGGCGAUGGAUGGUGGCAGUGUCUACUCAUCCGCCACGGUUCGGCCUCCCUCCAAGGCCAACUACCAAGAGUCCCAUCACAGCUCUCAUCACUCCUCGCACCAUUCCUACCACUCCGUGAGCCGAUCGCAAGCCGGCAGCACCGCCUCUUCCAACCGCACUGCCCGCCAGGUUCCUCUCCCUGAGGGAUCCAUUGCCUCUUUCGCCUCCUACCGCAGCGGUGCCAAAUCGGGCGUCUCCGCUCGUGAGGUUCCUCUUCCCGAGAGUGUCGUCGACCUCGACGUCCAGAGCCACGUCACCCCUGACGACUCGAUCAGUCAAGUGGACGACUCCCGGCGGUCCUCCUACUCGCACCGGUCGCAUGCUUCCAAGAGCCCUUCCAAGGUGUCGAAGCACUCCAAGUUCGACGAGCCCGUCAAGCCCAGCGACAGUGUCAGCCAAGUCUCUACCAACGUCUCCAGAGCGUCUCAGCGGACCAUGAAGGCCGGUGGUAGUGGUGGUGGCGGCAGUGUCGCACCGUCCAAGGCUGCCUCGAAAGUGAGUCGCCGAACUGCCAGCCAGGUGGCUUAG
This is a messenger RNA of Aspergillus luchuensis, 1803 nucleotides long. Its product is annotated as VOC family protein. The record is from RefSeq and is a predicted model, not a curated record. NCBI's taxonomy places the organism in Eukaryota, Fungi, Ascomycota, Eurotiomycetes, Eurotiales, Aspergillaceae. The transcript has 2 exons. Bases 1 to 1803 code for a protein of 600 amino acids.